UUUGCUUCGUGGAUUUCAGGGUAUCUUUCGCGAGUGAAAUUUUUCGUAUUCAGAAACCUCUCUUUACCAAUGUCAUCACAUGGUUACGGUAGCGUACGAGAAUCUCCCGACGAAGAUCCCGCGGAAAAAGCGCUGCGUAAAGCCGGUUGUUUGGAACUGCACUACGCUGUGCAGGUACUUGAUGACUUUGUGCCAUCCUUUAUAGGAGUGUAUCGGAGAGCACAAGGAUUGGCGGAAGUGUCAAGACGUGGUCGCGAAAUUUAG
Messenger RNA from Notodromas monacha, 264 nucleotides. Lineage: Eukaryota; Metazoa; Arthropoda; Ostracoda; Podocopida; Cyprididae. The record is from the annotation of a GenBank genome assembly.